AGAUUCCACUUUUAAUAAAAUUUAAAAUUUUAUUUUUAUAUGUUAUCUAAUUUACAAAUAAUUAUGAAUGUAUUAUUCGAUAUUGAGUGAGAAAUUCGAUGGAAGGAUUCUACUUGAUUUCAACAUCAAUAAACCUCUCGACUCACACUGUGACCUUUUCUACAAUCUUUUAUUGAAAGAUAUAACCGAUGUGAAGCUUUACAAUUCGAUCAUCAGUGUUAGAAACAGCAAAACAUCUUUAAAGAAUUUAUCACACUUGAUUUAUCUUUUCCCUUGGUCAAUUCAGCAUAAAUUCCUCCCUUCUACCAUUAAUUCUAAUAUUUAUGAUAAAAAUCCUGAAAAUGGUUCAGCUGUUCCCAACAAGGAGAAGAACCUCUUGAGUAAAGAAUUGGCCAAGUACAUUAAGGCUUUUAAAAGGUUAGGUUUGAUUUCAAGUGAAUUACUGAACUUGAGGCUGAUUGGGCUUACUAGCAGGAAUAACUUAGUUUACUCUCGAGUCAGGGAUCUUUGCAUGAGUGGCGUUAAGGUCAAAUUGGUUUGUAAAAUAGGGCGUGAGAUAUUUGAAUAUGAGGGAAAGUUGGCAUUCUUUGACAGGAACUUAAACAUUCUAUUACUGAAUGAGAUUUUUACUUACAUAAAUAACGAUAUUAUUGUGGCGAUUGUUUAUUAAAUCACCUCGACACCAUCUCUUUGAAAAAUGGUUUAAUUUCAUUCUUGAGUAA
Messenger RNA from Theileria parva strain Muguga, 722 nucleotides. RefSeq lists its product as uncharacterized. Bases 68 to 670 code for a protein of 200 amino acids. The record is from RefSeq and is a predicted model, not a curated record. Lineage: Eukaryota; Apicomplexa; Aconoidasida; Piroplasmida; Theileriidae. The transcript is spliced from 4 exons.